AUGUCACGGCACCAAAGUCAACUCCAUGCUGAAAUGGAGAUUGUUAAGAGCACCAGUGAUCUGACCCCAGAGCAGAGGAAGAUAGCGCUCCGAAAGGAAAUGUUUAGAGAGCUGAGGGAAAUGGAGAUGGAGCGCAGAAAAAGAGAAGAUCUGGAAGAGCUUCAGAGGCGGAGAAGAGAAAACGAGGAAAGAGAAAGAGAAGCUGAAAGACUGAAAAUGCAGAAAGAAAGAGCUGAGGAGGAGAGGAGGAUGCAAGAGGCCGAACAGAGAGCUGAGGAGGAGAAAAGGGCCAAUGAGCAAAUGGCCCUGGAGAUGCAACAUCUGUUUAAAGAGAGGCUUCAGUGCAACCAGGUGAUGGCGGUACAGAAGUACCUCGUCACAAGGCCCAGAUACACCAUCGGUGAUCUGGAGGAAGAGCAGCAGAGGAGGCGAAAAAACCGACUGUGA
Molecule: messenger RNA, 447 nt
Organism: Xiphias gladius (swordfish)
Lineage: Eukaryota; Metazoa; Chordata; Actinopteri; Istiophoriformes; Xiphiidae
Product: DDRGK domain-containing protein 1-like
Exons: 2
Coding region: 1-447 (148 amino acids)
Source: RefSeq, a predicted model, not a curated record